GGGUAAACGGAAAAAGGGACGGGAAGAGUUGAGGGGAGGGAGCUGCAGGCUUGCGAAGGAUGUCGGAAGGCCUCUGUGAGGAGUUAGUUGGGAAAGCAGGGCUGCCCAGGAGCUGAGGUGUGGCCUCCUGAGUCCGCAAGACCUUGACGCAUGGCAGCAUGCAGAGGGGAGGGGGACAAGAGAUAAGGCCGGUGCAGCAAUAGGGUUCAGACCUCGUGGGCCUCCGAGAGAUGGGAGCCCCGGGAUACGGUGAGAAUGUGGACAUGCGUAGACAGACGUGACAGCUUCACUCUGCUCCGUGUGCUUCCAACGGGUUGAAAAGAGGCCGGGACAGAAGCGGUGAGGUCAGCGAGGAAGGUCUCCCGGGGUCCAAGCAGGAGAUGAAGUUGCUGGGGACGAGGCUGUGACAGGAAGUGGUCAGAUUCUGGAUCUGUUCCAAAGGGAGAGCCUGUAGGACUGCCUGACAGAGUGGGUAUGAGGGGGAGAAAGGAAAAAAGAUUACUCCUGCUUUGGCCUGAACAACGCUGGGGCGAUGGAUCGUCCAGCUACUGGGCUGCGUGUGGAUCGGCUUGGGAUAAGAAUACGGAGUCUGAUGCUUUGCACACCUGCCUCCUGUCAGGCCUUCGGGUGCAGGAUACCCAGAGCCAGAGGUGACCUGGUACAAGGAUGACAUAGAAUUGGACCGUUACUGUGGCUUGCCAAAAUACGAGAUCACUCAUCAGGGCAACCGUCACACUCUGCAGCUGUACAGGUGUCGGGAAGAAGAUGCUGCCAUCUACCAGGCCUCUGCCCGGAACACCAAGGGCAUCGUGUCCUGCUCGGGGGUCCUAGAGGUGGGCACUAUGACCGAGUACAAGAUUCACCAGCGCUGGUUCGCCAAGUUGAAGCGCAAGGCUGCAGCCAAGAUGCGGGAGAUUGAGCAGAGCUGGAAGCAUGGGAGGGAGGCGUCAGCGGAGGCCGACACCCUUCGCAAGAUCAGCCCUGACCGCUUCCAGAGAAAGCGCCGACUGAGCGGAGCCGAGGAGGCGGUUCCCUCAGCUCCAGUCAGGGAAACGGAGGAGGGGUCCUCAGUGGCUUGGCAAGAAGGAGAGACGGAGUCUACUCAGCACCCAGGUUUGGGUCUGAUCAACAGUUUUGCUCCUGGAGAGGCACCCACCAACGGGGAGCCUGCCCCAGAGAAUGGGGAAGAUGGAGAGCAUGGCUUGCUGACCUACAUCUGCGAGGUCAUGGAGCUGGGGCCUCACAACACCCCUCCCAAGGAGUCUGGGGCUAAGAAGAAAAGGAAAGACGAGGAAUCCAAACCAGGUGGGCAGAAGCCAGAGUCAGAAAAGGCAGAUGGCAGCCGGUGCUCUUCAGAAAAUGGUGUCCCCAGUUUGGACAAAGCCAGUUCCAGCAGAAGAGAGAAGAAGAAGCCCACGGAUGCGCAGCUAGCUCAGACCCAGCCCAGAGGCAGGCUAGCGCGGGGGCCUGGGCCUUCUGGAGUAGAAAGCACCAGGAAGAUGGCCUCUGUUGUGGGCAUUCAAGACAAGGUCCAGGAUACCCCAGCCCCUGCCCCGGCCUCCGUCCCGGCCCCUGUCCCAGCCAUGGCCCCGGCCCCCACCCCUGUCCCAAGCCACAGCUCAGAACAGGUGUAUUUCUCCCUGAAGGACAUGUACAUGGAGAGCACCCGGGCGGGCAGGCCCCAGGGAGAGGAAAUGCCUCCACCUCCAAGUACAGGAGUACCUGGAGAAAGGCCCUCAGGGAAGGUACCUGUCGAGGCUAGAGGUGAGAAGGUACCCACGAUCCCCGGCCAGCCCUCACCUUCCAUGGUUCCCCCGCCCAUCAAACCUUUGAACAGGAAGAGAUUUGCUCCUCCUAAACCCAAAGUGGAGCCUGUUACCACCUCUCCCUCAAGUCAGGCUCCGGAAUCUGUGUCCCAGACCUUAGGGAAGGCCCUACCUCCAGCCUCUGCCCAAGUCCCUACACCCCCUGCCCGACGGAGACACAGCACCCGAGACAGCCCCUCGCAAGGGCGAGCAAGCCACAGGACUCCAGGAGAGGCUCUGGAGCCCCAAGCCGUGUCUGGCAGCAGCAGCUCUGAGACCAUCUCUGUGGAUCACAGCGCCUCUGGAAAGCAAGGUGCCACGGAGCCCAUGGAUACGGAAACUCAGGAGGAUGGGAGGGUUCUUGCUGGUGGGAGAACUGGAGGCAGGAGGAAAGCACAGACGGAUGGAAAGCCGCAAGUGGAUGGAAGGACUCGGGGAGACGAGGCACAGGCUCCCCAGAGGGCACAGACAGACGAGAAGGCACAGACGGACGUUAGGAUGCGAGGAAGUGAGAGGCCGCACUCAGACAGGAGUUCACAGAAGGGCUUGGAGACAAAGAGAAGGGAGGAUACCCACGUAGUAGGACAAACACAGGCAGACGAGAGGUUGCAGGAAGACCUGAGAGAUGAAAGGAUGCAGGAAGAAAAGGAGGCACAGUCAGUGGGCAGCGUCCCCACAGCUUUCAAAACCCAGUCAGAGCAGCCGUCCGCGGCCAGCCUCAGCUCACCGCCUGGGACCCUCAGACUCUCACCAGCAGAAUGCCUUAGAGCUCCUCGGGUUAUGGAGUGUUUUGAGAAGAGCCCGGAAGCAUCUUGUAUCCAGGAAAAAUCCGAUUUCAUGCUUAGGUCUGAGGACACUGCACUAGGCCCCCUGUCAGGGAACCACACGUGUCCAGUACAGCUGCUUCUGGAGGGCAACUCAGAGCAGCUGGGAAGAGAAACACACCAAAGGCCAGAGUGGUCAGGUCUGGUCAAGGCCAACCAAGAGGACAGCCUGGUUCAUUGCUCCCAGAACGAGCAGCCUGGGGAAACACAGUACAUGGAUCUCCCCGGUAGGUGCUCAGCUGGCUUGAGUCAGGAGGUGCCCGCCAUGCCUUCUUUUCCCAGAACUGGCCCGGCCGAUGGACUUCAGGAGGGGCUGCCCGGCACCAUGGCUUCUCAGCAAGUUAGCACAGAAGACCCCCUCCCCUCCGGGGGCCGGGAUGUGCUGAGUUCUGCUCCCAGUCUGCAGCUGGGGCCAGGGUCCCCCACCCAGGGUCACCCAGCAGAAGCCAUGGCUACCAACAGUGAGGGAGCCUGUGCCAAGGAGCCAGAUGUGGAGGGGAGGUCCUCAGGUACCCGGAGCUGUGACCCUGGCCUCAUAGACUCCCUGAAGAACUACUUGCUUCUGUUGCUCAAGCUAUCCAGCCCAGAGACAAAUGAAGCCAGGGCAGAGUCCCAGGAAGUGGCUGCCUCUGGAGGCCUAGCUUCCUCCCCUACCCUGGGCCCUACCAUGGAAGUGGCUGGGCUGAGUCCCAGGACGUCGAGGCGCAUCCUGGACCGCGUGGAGAACAAUCACUUGGUGGAAAGUGCGCAGACCCUGCUGCUGAGCCCCUGCACCUCCCGCCGCCUUACUGGCCUCCUGAACCGUGAGGUACAGGCUGGCCAGCAGGCCCUGGCUGCUGCAGCCCAGUGCUCCCGGGGCCCAUGCCCCAGCCCCCUCACCAUCCCCGCCAUCGUGGUGGGUGAGGAAGGAUCUGACGCUAGUGAGGGAGAGGAUUCCAGGGAGAGGACCUCCCAGGAAACUGACAAGAAUGAAACACCUGGACAGGUGGAUGAGCAAACAGUGGAGGGCAAACCCCAGGAGCCCUGCCAAGAAGAAGCGGCCCCAGGGGAGGCUUUGACAGGUCUCCCUGCGGCCACACCUGAGGAACUGGCUCUAGGGGCCCGGAGGAAGAGGUUCCUCCCUAAGGUCAGAGCGGCAUCAGAUGGAGAAUCGAACAAGAUGGAAGAAAGGGAGAGCCCCACAGUCUCCCCCCGGGGACCCAGGAAGGGCCUGGCACCCGGGUCCCCAGGGACUCCAGAGCGGGAGAGACGUUCCCCUACCCAGGCCCGAAAGACCAGCAUGUUAGAGGUGCCUGGGACAGAAGACGAGCCUGCAACAGGAGACCCGGGCUCCAGACCCAAUGCCAGUGGGCUGGACUCAGAGCCUGCCUCCAAUGAAGGCAAGCAGGAAGCUCUGGCCAAGCCAAGGAAAGCCAAAGACCUGCUAAAAGCCCCACAGGUUAUCCGGAAAAUUCGGGUGGAGCAGUUUCCAGAUUCUUCUGGUAGUCUGAAGCUCUGGUGCCAGUUUUUCAACAUUGUUAGUGACUCCGUCUUGACGUGGGUGAAGGAUCAGCAGCCAGUGGGCGAGGUGAGCAGGAGUGCAGGGGACGAGGGGCCGGCAGCCUUGGCCAUCGUGCAGGCAUCUCCCGUAGACUGUGGCGUGUAUCGCUGUACCAUCCAGAACGAGCAUGGCUCAGCCUCUACUGACUUCUGCCUCAGCCCCGAGGUGUUGUCUGGCUUCGUCUCCAGAGAGGAAGGUGAAGCUCUGGCUGUCCCGGAACUCAUUACGUGGAUAGGCUGGUCUCGGACUCACCUGCCCUACCGCCUAAGUGCUGAAGUUGGAGAAGAGAUUGAGAUGACCCCCAUGGUGUUUGCUAAGGGUCUGGCUGACUCUGGCUGCUGGGGGGACAAGCUUUUUGGGCGAUUGGUGAGCGAGGAGCUGCGAGGGGGUGGACACGGCCUUCAGAAGGCUUCCCAGGCCAAGGUCAUCUACGGGCUGGAACCCAUCUUCGAAUCCGGCCGCACGUGUGUCAUCAAGGUAUCCAGCCUGCUUGUGUUUGGACCCAGCAGUGAGACAUCUCUUCUGGGCAGAAACUAUGACGUCACUAUUCAGGGAUGCAAGAUCCAGAACAUGAGUCGAGAGUACUGCAAAAUCUUUGCCGCUGAAGCUCGGGCAGCCUCUGGCUUCGGGGAGGUGCCUGAGAUCAUCCCCCUGUAUUUGAUCUACCGGCCUGCGAACACUAUACCAUACGCCACCCUGGAGGAAGACCUGGGCAAGCCCCUGCAGUCUUACUGCUCCCGGCAGUGGGGCUGCGCUGGUGCCCCGGCAACACCGAGCAGCUCCGAGGCCAUGCAGAAAUGCCAGACCUUCCAGCACUGGCUGUAUCUGUGGACAAAUGGCAGCUUCCUCGUCACAGAUUUAGCAGGGGCUGACUGGAAGAUGACCGAUGUACAGAUCGCUACCAAACUCCGAGGAUACCAAGGCCUCAAGGAGAGCUGUUUCCCUGCCCUGCUGGACCAGUUUGCCUCUUCCCACCAGUGCAACACCUACUGUGAGAUGCUGGGGCUGAAACCCCUCAAGGGCCCUGAGGCUGCCCACCCUGCAGCCAAGGCCAAAGGCUCCAAGAGUCCAUCUGCUGGCAGGAAAGGCUCCCAGCUGAGUCCCCAGCCCCAGAAGAAAGGCCUUCCCAGUCCCCAGGGCACACGGAAGAGUGCUCCAAGCUCCAAGGCCACACCUCAGGCCUCCCAGGCAGUCACUGUUCAGUUAUUGGGACAGCCUUCUGCCCAAGAGGGAAGCUCUAAGGCCCAGGGCUUGCGGUAGCCCCAACAGGAGGCUGGGGGCCUCUAUCCAAGAGUAGACCAACCAGGAAGCAGCUUGAAUCAGAUGGAGACAUUUUCAAUUCAGGACUAACCAGAGCAGGUGCCCAAAGGAAGGCACCUCUUGGGGACCUCUCUGAGUAGUUUCACCUCACUGGAAGGCUUUGGGCAUGGCACAUGACCUGUUGGCCUCUCCUAGCAUCAUUGUCACCCAGGGCUCCCAGGCCUCGAGUGGGACCCACCUCCAAGUGCCUGGUGGCCUAGGCCCUCAUUGAAGUUUACACUUGCCACUGCCGGAGGCUCCUCUGCAUGAGUCCUCUGCAUGAGUCCUCUGCAUGAGUUCUGCACUCUGACCUCUUUCCCCAGCCACUCCACAAGCGAAUGCUGCACGCUGGGGCCUGCGGGCCCACGUUUACCUUCUCACCCCUGCUUCUCCUGGCUCUCCCACUGUCCUCAGGCCACUAGACUUCCUGUGGGGUCUAGCCUGGUGACUCUCAGGGUUUUCAUCUCCUUUCAGCUUCUUUGCCUCAUUCAUCACAGCCACUAACCUGUCCCCAGUCCAGAUGGGACCCAGGGCCCUCCUGGAGCACAUCGUGUCUUUGAGCAGUGUUUUGUUGUUGUUUUGUUUUUUGUUUUUGUUUUUGUUUUUUUUUUUGAUGAUGCCCGUUCUUGUCACUCUGACACUUCCUUGUUUCCCAUGCUUCCUUGCGCACACUCCCUUCCCAGACUUUGAAUCCGACGCCGUCCGCUGCCUGCCCUUCGCUAGCUUUUGCGUGUCCCUUUGUCCAAGGACUCCUUCCAUCUUGACGGUGAAGCCUACCCUCUUAUGUCUGGGUGAGGAACAGCCUCUCUAGCUUCACUCCACCCCACUGUCCCCUCCCCUGGUUCUCUCAGGUUCUUUGUUCAUGAGGAGGGAGGGGGCAUGAGGACAUGGGAAUGGCUCCAGGCAGAAGGAUAGCCUUGACUUAGAGAGGCCUUGCGCUCUGUUCUGAAAGCAACACCACAGCUCCAUCCUGAAGGAGUGGAGGACUGGGACUCUUCGUCACGAGGGAGGGGGACCCGGGGUAUGCCAGAGGGUUGCGAUGCAUUCGUGAGCUUGGGUGAAGAAGGAUGCUCCUGUGCCUACCUCCAGCCAUUUGUUCUUGAUCCUGGGGCUCAGCCCCAGAUGCUCAGGUGUAGGUUUCCCAGGAGAUUUCUGUGCUGGGUCCAGCACCCUGGGUCCUUCCUAGACACCCCUCCUUCAGACCUGGGACAGGUAGGUCUGGAGCUAGCCUGCUCCCUUGUUACGCAAUAAAGGCAGCAUCCGUGUGUCCUGUU
Meriones unguiculatus (Mongolian gerbil) is the source of this 6742-nucleotide messenger RNA. RefSeq names its product alpha kinase 3 (gene Alpk3). The record is from RefSeq and is a predicted model, not a curated record. NCBI's taxonomy places the organism in Eukaryota, Metazoa, Chordata, Mammalia, Rodentia, Muridae. Gene Ontology annotation, molecular function: ATP binding; protein serine/threonine kinase activity. Gene Ontology annotation, biological process: protein phosphorylation; cardiac muscle cell development. The coding region runs from base 843 to 5429 and encodes 1528 amino acids. Gene Ontology annotation, cellular component: nucleus. The transcript has 13 exons.